AGGUACCUGCCCCCUCAGCAGCAUCUCGUGCACUCGAGCGGGAGAGCGAGCCGAGAGGCGAGCAGAGAGGCGUUUCGCCCCCGAUUCCUCUGAGUCCACAGCCUCUCGAGCUCGCAAGGCACUCAGCCCACGACCCCGCAGCUGCAUCUGAUCUUUCAAACUCUUCCUCACCCAAACGGUUUGAAACUAGAAGCUCGCACGGCAACGAUGCAGAAGUUGCAUGCUAAACUUUCGCAGUGGCUGCGAGGGGACUGGCCAACUUGCCGCCCGUGCAGCGAGAACAACAAGGGCCACAAGACGGAGAGACCCAGCCACCGGCACCGUGCAGCGUGCUGCCCGAGAAGAGGGCUCGCACCGAGGGCGAGGCCUUCUCGCCACAGGCUCGGCCCAGACGGUUACGUGGCGGCGCGGACAGAGGGGGUGGAGGGAGGGGGGAGGGAGGAGGAGGAGGAGGAGGAGGAGCAGGACGGACUUGACGCUCGGGCGGGCUGCGCGCAGGCUGCGAGGCGCCCGCCCCUCCUUGAAGUGCCGCCCUCGGGCCUCCCGCCCGCGAGGGGCGCCCCAAGCCGCCCCCCCACGAGGGCGGGCCUGGGGCCCUCACGACAGGCUCAGGCCCCUGGGGACUCGGAGAGGCUCCGAGCCGAGGCGCGGCGUCUCGUACUCGCCGCCCUCGGGCCGGCCGGCCUCGGCCCACGCCGCGCGAAGCGCCGCUCGCGCGCCACUGCCGAGCGGGUUGUUCUGCAACCGGAGCGCCUGCAGGCCGGGCAGGGCCUCAGGGGCCCGGAGGGCCUCCUCCCAGCGCGCCGCGCCCUCGUCCCCAACGCGGUUGCUGGAGAGUCCGAGAAACUGCAGGUUCUGCCUCAGGGGCCCGGAGUGCCGCGGCCAAACGCGCCGCGCCCUCGUCCCCCACGCGGUUGCCGCCGAGGCCGAGCACCUGCAGCCCCGGCAGCGCGCCGAGGGCCGCGGCCAGACGCGCCGCGCCCUCGUCCCCCACGCGGUUUCUGGCGAGGCCGAGCACCCGCAGCUCCGGCAGCGCGCCGAGAGCCGCGGCCAGGCGCGCCGCGCCCUCGUCCCCCACGAGGUUGUCGGCCAUGUGGAGCACCCGCAGCCGCGGCGCGGCGCCAGAGGUGAGCACGGUGGCCAACUGCUCGACCUUCUCGUCCCCAAAGCCGAGUGAUUCAUACACCAGGGCAUCUGCAGACUCGAAGCGUUGAGCGAAAGCUGCGCGGUACAGCUCGGCGACCCUUGGGCCAUCGACCUUGCCGUUCGUGAAGCCCUUGGUCUGGAGCAUCGCGUCGAACGCGUCGGGCAGGACGGGCGCCUUCCGCCCUGCGGCACACGUCUUCACCAGCGAGCCUUGGAAGUUGGCAGUACCCAGUCCCCCAAAAUAGCACGUCUCGUCUCCCGUGAGAAGCCCGAGAUCCACUAAGCAGGCAAAAUUCUUCGUAAGCACGGCCCAAGAAGACUCGCAAAAACACCAGCCGCGAUCAAAAUAUUGCGCAAGAUUGCCAGAUCGGGUAUACAGUGCAGGGUCAUUGUAAUCGUCCGGAAAUCGUGUCAGCAUAAGCACGAUUGUGGCAUGGUGGGAGUAGAAGUUCCCCAGGCUGCCCAAUGCCUCUUGGAACAAAUCGUUCUCACACGCGAAUCGGCCGAUCGCAUCGUCCUCAAAGGAGUCGGAGCCUUCGAGACGUUGAUACGUAUGCCACUGAGGGACCCCUGCGCGGUCUCUGCAAUUUUGGUGGAUGCAACAGAGAUCCAUAAAUACUGCCCAACUGCCCGUAAAAUUAGGGAAGGGAUCGACGGAAAGCAGCUGCAAUGCCCGACCUAAGAUACGCAGAUUAUGCCCGCGUGGGUCCGGGUGAUUCGCCUGCAACCAGCAAUGCGAAAUACAAGCGGCAUGCAGCAGCGGCACUUGGCCCUCACCAGUGUCAGCCGUGGCGGCCUUGAUCCUGCUGUGGGCCAUGAACGCAUUCGGCGGCAAGGCCUGGCGCGGCCCGAGGGUUCCGCCGGAGCCCGCUAGCUCCAUCACCCACUCUGCGUCCACCAGCACCACGGCUCCGCUGCGGAGCACGGGGUCGAGCUCAAGGCCGCCGAACUUCUCCCACAGCUCUUGCUUCCUCUCCGUUACAUUCACCUCCUCCAGUUCUGGAAUGUGCGGCAGCUGCCGCCCCCCGGCCUCGUCGGGCUCUGGCGCGGGGACCUCCGCGCUCUCCGGCGGCGCGUGCGGCACCUGCGCCCUGGCGUCGGCCAGUGCAGCCACCACGCGGCGAAGCUCGGUCCGGGCUGCGUCCAUGCUGGCGAUGUGUGCGCUCACGCGCUCCUCGGCGGCUCUCAGCGACGCGCCAAUCGCCUCGACCUGCUGCAGACGCUCCAGCUGCUGGAGCCGCGCAGCGAGCUUCACAACCAAGCCGUACUCCCCGUUGUCCACCGCCUGCUUUGCGAAGUCCUUCAGCGCGGCCUCCUGCGCAGCCAGCGCGCCACCCUCGCGCGCGGACAUGCUGCAUGCGCGGAGGCCGAGUAGGACAGCCGCAGCGCCGCUCGCGAAGGCGUGCGAAGCGGGUCGUGAUGGACUGGCGAAUCGUUGCUCUCGAACCGGGCUGCU
Messenger RNA from Prorocentrum cordatum, 2602 nucleotides. The record is from the annotation of a GenBank genome assembly. NCBI's taxonomy places the organism in Eukaryota, Dinophyceae, Prorocentrales, Prorocentraceae.